Neltuma alba is the source of this 1552-nucleotide messenger RNA. Its product is annotated as bifunctional nuclease 2. Gene Ontology annotation, biological process: protein ubiquitination. Gene Ontology annotation, cellular component: VCB complex; nucleus. The coding region runs from base 464 to 1243 and encodes 259 amino acids. The record is from RefSeq and is a predicted model, not a curated record. NCBI's taxonomy places the organism in Eukaryota, Viridiplantae, Streptophyta, Magnoliopsida, Fabales, Fabaceae. Gene Ontology annotation, molecular function: protein binding; nuclease activity. The transcript has 10 exons.
AUCUACUUUUCUGAAAAAUUGAAAAUUUUUCUGUGAUGCUUUGUUUUGAUCGCUAGUCAUUUUGGCGGUUUGAGUAAAAUUUCAGGUCCAUCGUCAAAAUGGCUACUGGUUAUGAUGGAUUGACAUGUUAAUAUAAUUAUUAUGUGUUUGUUUAUUUAAGUAUUAUCUUUGAGUGUUUCUUCGUCAAAAUAAAGAGAAGAUGUUCAACUGACGUAACUACUAUGAACUGGAUGAACUCUUUUGAGCUCUAGACUACAUUAGCACACCUUCUGCUGUUCGAAAUGCUUAUUUAAGAUGUAUUUAUUCUGUUCUUAUUUAAGUCAGAUUUCCUAUGUGUCGCAAUAUUGUGAAAUUGGCCAAUGUGGGGGUGUUUUUGGAGGCAUACUGGUGAUUUGUGGUUCUAUCUUUAAUGGAAGAUGAAAUAAAAUUUUUUUCCGAUGCCUAGUUCUAGUUGUGUAGUCAAAUGAAACUCCCAUACCGUUUGAGGAAUAAGGCGUAUAUACGACAGUGGUCCCAAGCCAGCGCAGAAACAAUAUCACACUAUCAGAUGUUGGGGCAUGGAUUUCAAGAAAAGUUACAUUGGAAUUCCUCUAUGCGUUCUAUUCCCGUAUCUCUCCAAGCAAAAAAUCUAAGGACUGAUGCUGAUAUAAUAAGACAGGCCUUUUUUCAGCGGUUCCAGAAUCCAACAAUCUUUCUCAAGAUUUCUUGUGAUGGAGACUAUGUUCUGCCAAUUGUUGUAGGAAAAUUUGCUAUUGAAAAACUCUUGGAUGCUGAAGUGGAACAUGAAAAUGGGGAUUGCCCAGAUCAAUAUCGGUUCGUAAAAAAUCUUGUUGAAAGACUGGACCAUGAAGUUAUAAUGGUGCGAAUUACAAAGAGAGUGGUCAGUACUUACUUUGCUAGAUUGUACCUCAGCAAGGCUGGGAGAAGUGACGUUGUUAGUGUGGAUGCACGCCCCUCAGAUGCCAUUAAUGUUGCAAAUAGAUGCAAGGCUCCAAUAUAUGUAAGCAAACAAAUUGUUUUAACUGAUGCCAUUAGACUUGGUUACGGGAUGGGAAGAGUGCGUAAUAGAAAGUCUCCCUAUGAUGUAUUGCUUGACAGUCCUGCAGAUGGUCCUGAUUUGCUUGCCCAAGAACUAAGUAUGAUGCAAAAUAUGAAUAUAGCUGCAAAACUGGAAAGAUUUAAAGACGCAGCUGUAUGGAGAGACAGACUUGCAGAUCUCCGUAAAUCGGAGCAUGAACACUAACUAGCUUGUUAGGGUAUGUGCUAAGAAAGACCCCGAGGAAUGAGUUACGUAAAUGAGGGAAACUAGUCGAAUAAUGUGGUGUACAGCUCUGUAUGGAAGUCGUUGACGGUUGACCUCAAUUAACGUGGAUAAAUUGUGUUUAUAGUUGCCCUAGAUCUCCUAGAAAGAAGAUUGGUCUGUGCAUGCAUGGACAUGUAAUGACAAACGACGUUGUACCUUGUAUCCAAUUCUCAAAAUGAUCAAUGAGAAGAAAAGACAUGUCCAUGAUUUAAUAUAGAAACUGGGCUUGAACUUUUGCCAUUGCUCUCU